Messenger RNA from Suillus subaureus, 402 nucleotides. Its product is annotated as ribosomal protein S7 domain-containing protein. Lineage: Eukaryota; Fungi; Basidiomycota; Agaricomycetes; Boletales; Suillaceae. The record is from RefSeq and is a predicted model, not a curated record. The annotation marks the transcript as partial. The transcript has a single exon. Gene Ontology annotation, cellular component: ribosome. Gene Ontology annotation, molecular function: structural constituent of ribosome; rRNA binding; mRNA binding. Gene Ontology annotation, biological process: translation; ribosomal small subunit assembly.
CCCUUCUCCAGUUUCCUCGCAUCUUCCCUGCUCAACCAUGGAAAGCGUGCAAGGGCAGUGCGCAUCGUCUCCCGUACCCUGCUUUAUACUCACGCUCUUGCCCGCGUGCCGCCGCUACCUAUCCUCCGCCAUGCUCUCAACACCGCUUCCCCCGCUGUCAAGUGCAUAUCACAGAAGCGCUCGGGAAGGGAUGUUGUGAGGCCCGCUGCAUUUACAGAAAAACAAAACAUGAGGGCAGGUGCUCAUGCAGUAUUAGCUGCCAGUAAAAACAACAGUGGGAAGACAGUGGAGGAGCGUUUAGCACGAGAGAUUAUUGCUAUUGUUAACGGAGACAACAAAGCUAUUGCUGACAAAGAGCUGGCACACAAACAGGCUAUGGUUAAUAGGUAUGUGCAACAUUGA